Messenger RNA from Daphnia pulicaria, 1371 nucleotides. RefSeq names its product trypsin-1-like. The record is from RefSeq and is a predicted model, not a curated record. NCBI's taxonomy places the organism in Eukaryota, Metazoa, Arthropoda, Branchiopoda, Diplostraca, Daphniidae. Bases 31 to 1209 code for a protein of 392 amino acids. Gene Ontology annotation, biological process: proteolysis. The transcript is spliced from 8 exons. Gene Ontology annotation, molecular function: serine-type endopeptidase activity.
CUGAAACUCUUUCAGAGCACGCUCUCCGGAAUGAAAGGACUCACAGUUUCCAUCAUUUGGAUUGCAGUUUGCUAUGCCGCAGUCGCCAAGGCGCAGAAUUUUCUGCACAACUCCAACACGGACUUGGCAGCUGAAAAUUCCUGCUAUACGACGGAUGGUGAAAUUGGCAAAUGCACAUCGGUCCGCUCCUGUUACCCGGAAUUAAAGUUGUCCGAAUUGAGAAAUUCGAAAUUGUGGGCUGCCAGUACACGCGGUACUUGCCAUUACGUCCAAACAAAUGGCAAACAGGUCUAUGGAGUGUGUUGCCCAUCACAGCCAGCAGCCUCAAGAAUGCAACCUCGAAAUAUCGACUCGGUAGUCAUUGACAGUCUGAUCGAUCGAAAAAAUGAAGGAGUAUCUCCGGAAGCCGAAACUACUAUGAUUAUUAUGGACAGACAAACCGGCUGCGGUGCAGGCCCAUUCAGAUCAUUGAACACUAACGAACAGAAGAUCGUUGGUGGUACCGAAGCCAUUAAGAAUUCCUGGCCUGGCAUAGUGGCACUGAAGAACAACGGCCGUCAAUUCUGUGGUGGAUCGUUGAUGUCUCCGACUCACAUCCUGACAGCGGCUCAUUGCGUAGCUCAUAUGUCUUCGUGGGACGUUUCACGAUUGACCGUGGAGCUGGGCAUGCACGUUCUCAAACCGAUCAGUGACGCCCAAGUGUCGAAGAAAGUCCGUCGCGUGACCCGACACAAAGGAUUCGAUUCGAGGACCUUGUACAACGACAUUGCCAUUUUGACGAUGGAGUCUCCCGUGUUAUUCACGUCCAAGAUUUCACCUGUCUGCUUGCCACCAGCAGGAUCAACUGACCAAUACACCGACAAAGAUGCAGCGGUAAUAGGAUGGGGAGCCCUGAAAGAAGGUGGAUCUCAGCCAAAUGCGCUGCAGCAAGUCACCGUUCAGAUCAUUGCCAAUUCAAAAUGCAAAAGCAGCUACGGGAGUGACGCUCCUGGAGGGAUCGUCGAUCACAUGCUGUGCGCUGCUUAUCCCGGCAAAGAUGCUUGCAGUGGUGACAGUGGCGGUCCACUUCUCGUCCAGUCGUCCCCAGGAUCCCCUUGGAUCCAGGCUGGAAUCGUCAGUUGGGGAAUCGGAUGCGCCCAAGCGAAAUAUCCCGGAGUGUACACCAGAGUGACGUCUUUUAUGAACUGGAUCGGGAAAAACACCGUCUGAAGACUUCAGGAAAUCAGAUAACAUCUCCAGAAGGCCAGUGAAACGCAUCAGGGGGUGGUAGGGGAUAAGCGGAACGACUUUUUUCACUUUCGAAUGUUAAAUCAUAUUCUAUAUUAUUGGCUUAUCAAUUUGAACACGCGUUAUUACAGCACUAUACUUCUG